Mytilinidion resinicola is the source of this 387-nucleotide messenger RNA. RefSeq names its product vacuolar transporter chaperone 1. The transcript has 2 exons. Gene Ontology annotation, cellular component: vacuolar transporter chaperone complex; fungal-type vacuole membrane. Lineage: Eukaryota; Fungi; Ascomycota; Dothideomycetes; Mytilinidiales; Mytilinidiaceae. Bases 1 to 387 code for a protein of 128 amino acids. The record is from RefSeq and is a predicted model, not a curated record.
AUGUCCACCCAACCUCUCCUCCAAACUGCCCCAGGCAAACGCAUCGCCCUCCCCACCCGCGUCGAGCCCAAAGUCUUCUUCGCCAACGAGCGCACCUUCCUCAGCUGGCUCAACUUCACCGUCAUCCUGGGCGGGCUGGCCAUCGGCCUGCUCAACUUCGGCGACAGGGUCGGGCAGAUCAGCGCGGGGCUGUUCACGCUGGUCGCCAUGGCCGCCAUGAUCUACGCGCUGUUCACGUUCCACUGGCGCGCGAAGAGCAUCCGGCAGCGGGGGCAGGGCGGGUUCGACGAUCGGCUGGGCCCGACGGUGUUGGCGGUUGCGCUGCUGGCGGCUGUAGUGGUGAAUUUUGUGCUGAGGGUUGUGGCGGGGAAGAAGGAGAGGGAGUGA